AAGAAUUUCCUGCCCAGUCCAACAAAAGAGCAAAUUGCCUUUCACAGCCCCAAGGGUUUGCAAUGCAUCUUGCCCUUAAUGCAGACGGUAGAGGAGACCCCUCAGCCCAUCCCAGCGAAGAUCAAAGGACGUAUUCCCAAAUGGAUUAAUGGCAAUCUUCUGAGGAAUGGUCCUGGGAAGUUUGAGUUUGGCGAGGAGAAAUUUAACCAUUGGUUUGAUGGCAUGGCCCUGUUGCAUCAAUUCCAGCUGGAGAAUGGCACAGUGACAUACCGGAGCAAGUUUCUGCAGAGCAGUUCUUACCUGACUAACAGCCAGCACAACCGCAUCGUGGUCUCAGAAUUUGGGACGCUGGCAAUGCCAGACCCAUGCAAGAGUGUCUUUGGGCGCUUCAUGUCACGCUUUGAGAUACCACAACCAAGUGACAAUGCCAGUGUGAACUACGUUGUGUAUAAAGGAGACUAUUAUGUCAGCAAUGAGAACAUCUUCAUGUACAAAGUGGACCCAGAAACGCUUGAAACGAAGGAAAAGGUAGACUGGAGCAAAUUUGUUGCGGUGAAUGGGGCCACUGCUCAUCCUCACUAUGAGUCUGAUGGGACGACGUACAACAUGGGCAAUUCCUAUGGGAAACAUGGGUCUAGGUAUAAUAUCAUUCAGGUCCCUCCACAAAAGUCAAACUGUAGUGACACGUUAGAGGGAGCGAAAGUGCUGUGUUCAAUUGCUCCAAUGGAUAAGAUGAAACCCUCCUACUAUCACAGCUUUGGAAUGAGUGAAAACUACAUCAUUUUCAUUGAGCAACCCAUCAAGCUGAAUCUGUUGCAGAUUAUCACUUCCAAACUCCGUGGGAAAGCCAUUUUUGAAGGGAUAAGCUGGGAGCCUCAGUACAAUACUUGCUUCCAUGUGGUGAAUAAGCAUACUGGGGAGGUGCUGCCAGGGCAGUGGUACAGUAAGCCCUUUGCUACUUUCCAUCAAAUCAAUGCCUUUGAAGAUCAUGGCUGUGUGGUCCUUGAUCUGUGCUGCCAGGAUGAUGGAACAACUCUGGCUACUUACAAACUUCAGAAUCUGCGGAGGAGUGGGGAAGGUCUAGAUCAGAUUUAUGACUCAAUAUCCCGAGCUUUCCCUCGACGCUUUGUUCUCCCACUGAAUGUGAAUUCAGACACACCUGUGGGGAAGAAUCUGAACCCACUGUCUUACACACUGGCAAGGGCUGUGAAAGAUGCAGAUGGCAAGGUCUGGUGCACACAUGAAAAUCUCCACCCUGAGGGCUUUGAAAAGGUUGGGGGCUUGGAGUUCCCCCAGAUCAACUACUCUCGGUACAAUGGUAGGAGGUACCGUUACUUCUAUGGAUGUGGUUUUCGGCAUUUGGUUGGAGAUUCCUUGAUCAAGGUUGAUGUGGACACCAAGAAUUUCAAGAUUUGGCAGGAGGAUGGAUCCUACCCAUCAGAGCCUGUGUUUGUGCCAGUGCCUAAUGCCACGGCAGAAGACAGUGGAGUCAUCUUGUCUGUUGUGGUCUCCCCCACUGAGAACCAAAGUGCUUUCCUGCUUGUCUUGGAUGCAGAGACCUUCAGAGAAUUGGGGCGAGCAGAAGUCGCAGUGCAAAUGCCGUAUGGAUUCCAUGGCAUCUUUACUUCCCACUGACUGAAGAUCUUGUCACCUCCUGUAACUCAGGGCCAGGUCAGGCUCAGAAAGAAACCUCUGCUUUCUUUUACCACCCACCUUUGCUUUAUGUCCUGGAUGAAGGAACUGCUGUUUCUCUAUCAUAACCUCUGAGUUACUGCUGUAUUCCUAACAAUAUACAGCAAAAGGUCUGAGGAAGGCAGAAGACCUUUCACUCAAACAACUCAAACUUUAUCUUCAUUUUCUGACUAUCUUGAUAGACCAGUUAGCUGCAGUUCACAAAGGCUGCCACGCGUAAAGCUUGCAAGGGAGAAAAUGGAAACUAAGAUGACCAUUACCUUCCCUUGGUAGCAAUGCGCUCUGAAGGGAAGAGAGUAUCGGUGCUUAGGGCAGUGACUUUGGCUGAAAUGUGUAAAGCAGAAGAAAGGAGUAAAACCAACUAGUCAUAUGUAGGCUCAAUGAAGAUAUGUAAUUUCACCCCCAUUGCAUAAAGAUUGCCUUCAGUGAACCCCAGAAAGUAGAUGCAAACGCUCACAGAACCUGUACUUGUAGUGCUUUUCUCUGUACACUAACGGUGCCCUCAAAUAAAACCUUGUGAAGUUUC
Molecule: messenger RNA, 2218 nt
Organism: Aptenodytes forsteri (emperor penguin)
Lineage: Eukaryota; Metazoa; Chordata; Aves; Sphenisciformes; Spheniscidae
Gene: BCO2
Product: beta-carotene oxygenase 2
Exons: 11
Coding region: 79-1635 (518 amino acids)
Biological process (GO): retinal metabolic process; carotene catabolic process
Cellular component (GO): mitochondrion
Molecular function (GO): carotenoid dioxygenase activity; beta-carotene 15,15'-dioxygenase activity
Source: RefSeq, a predicted model, not a curated record